Molecule: messenger RNA, 2599 nt
Organism: Cuscuta europaea
Lineage: Eukaryota; Viridiplantae; Streptophyta; Magnoliopsida; Solanales; Convolvulaceae
Source: the annotation of a GenBank genome assembly
CUGGGCCGAAUACAAAGCCACUAAUGGGCUGUACAAAUGAAUAAGUAUAAAAUCCGGUUCUGUGAGGUCUUCGUGGCCGACGAGGGCGUGGCCGACGAGGGCACCCGGGUUCUUUGGGCUCAGGACCAUAAUCUGAGUUGGCCCCUUUUCGGCCGACGGGGGCGUCUUGGCCGACGAGGGUGCCACUCUGUGUCUUGCGCUUUCCGUUCCUCCGAGUAUGUGGGUCCGGGGGCUCAGACCCAUAUACUCCAUCAGGAGUCCCCCACUCUCUAAGCUGAGACGUAGAUGAAGUGAAGGAGAGUAGAUUCCCGUGCUUUAGUACUUUUGGCCGAUGCGGGCAUCCCCGGGCCGUUAGCCGUUGCGGCGUUGGCGUUGUUUCCUCUUUGGUGAUCCUGUUCUGUGCUUUGGCCGUUACCUGUCCCUCGCUGUGGGCGGGGAGGCCGUUGUUUCCUUAAUGUGUUCAUUUGAGGAUGAUGAGUGUCUUGUUUCAAUGGCGGCCGUUGAAGGCACGCUUUCCCUUUCCUGGACGUUGGUGGUUGAAGUUUAUGUUUGGGCAGAUGAGGCCGUUGAGGUUGUUCCUUGCUUUGAGGACGAUGGCGUCCUUUCCUUUGGGUGACCGAUGAGGGUGCUCGCGCACUCCUUUUGGCCGUUGUUGAUGAUGUCAUGUGACUCUGGCCGAUGUGUCCAUUGUGAUGCGUGGACGAUGUGGCCAUGCUUUGUGGUUACAUUCAUGUUCUUUGCAUUGUUCCUCUUUGUUUUGUUGAGGCCGAUAUCGUCCCCCAGUCCCCCACUGCUUCAGGCCGAAGAGUGUGAGGGGUGAAGGAGUUGCUUGAGUCCCUGGCCGAAGCGGUCUCUCCGUAGUCCCCCUGAAUUCAACCCUCAUGGCGAUUUUCUGGCCAAGGUAACCCUGUGGGAGAACCCUUGUGCGCAGAUCGCUUGUAGAGAGUUAUCAUCAAGGGUCAUUACGAGGAGCCGAUGCCUGUGGGCUCUUUGUUCCUUUUGUUAUGUGGCCGCUAUGGGCGUUUGUUACGUUCCAGGCCGUUGUCGUCUCCUUAUUGUUGGCGUUCGUGAACCUGGCAAACAAGAUGGGACGUUGUGGGCGCUUGCCGGCAAGUAGGACGAUGUGGGCGCUUGCUGGCAAGUAGGACGAUGUGGGCGCUUGCCGGCAAGUAGGACGAUGUGGGCGCUUGCUGGCAAGUAGGACGAUGUGGGCGCUUGCUGGCACUCGUGAAGCCGGCACGUGUAUGGGCCGUAGAGUCCGUCUUGCCAGUGGGCUGUUGUUAUUGAGUUUGGCCCGUUGGUGACGUGGUGGCCUCCCAUUGGUGACCGCUGAUGUGGCCAUUGGGAGGGUGCCACGUGUAGUGACCGUUGGAUGGGGGGGGGGUUCUAUAAAUACCCCUCCCCCUCCGACGAGAAACCACAUUUGCAUUCUGAAUUGUCGAAGUGCUGGCCAUUUUUCUAGAGAGAUAAACUCCCAAGCCUGUUCUUCGUGUUCUUCGUUGUUCAAGGCUCGUAGUAGUUUGUUGUGAUGAAGAGCUUGAACGAAGACUACUACCCGUACGACGACCAACCCUCCACCAGGUCACUCGACUAUGAGGUGCUCGAGGAGUUCGAGGAGGAGAUAGAACAUUUGAGUCCUUACAAAUCCGAAGAGCUGUUGGACGAUGAAGUCGAGGACGAGGAGUCCGCCUCUUCUUCCAGGGGUGAGGACGCAGGUGCGUCCCGAGUGGUGGACGGGGCGUCCACUUCCGCUGUCAUUCCCUGCCCGAGGCCGGUGUCUGCCGUGAAGGGAGCAGAUAAGCCGAAGAGGGUGAGGAGGCCGAAGAGUGGGCCGGGCCUCUCCUACCUGGAUCUCACCAACAUCUUUUUGAUUAAGCCGGAGAGCAGCGCGGCCGACUAUCUUGUUGCCCAGAUGUAUGUGGGGCCGUUUGGGCGGGUUAGGGCACCCAGGCCGACGGACCAUGUUCUUCUUCCACCACCGGGAUACUUUGGAGUAUACCCGAUGAGUUUUGCUAAGGGGUUGAGGUUCCCCCUUCACCCUUUCAUCACCGAGUACCUGGACAUGGUAGGGCUUCCUCCGGCCUUGCUGACGCCGAACAGUUAUUCCUUGAUGGUGGGCUUUUUACUCCGGUGUGAGGAGCUGGGCUACAGGCCGACAACGGCCCUAUUCAUGAAUUUGUACCAGAUCGGCCGAGGAAGCCACAAGAAUUGUGCGGCCUAUGCUACUCUUCAACAACUGCCGAAGAAGAGGAGCUUCACGGACUUGCCUUCGUCCAUUCAUGGGUGGAAGAGCAAGUUCGUUUUUGUAUCCCUGGGUGAGAGUGGCACCGAGUUUCCCUCCCUCGGCCAUACCGGGAGGUUCAAUCUCAAUGACCCGCCGAAGAGCUCUAUCUUGGACGCUCAGGUGGAGGCUUUCCUGGAAGGGGGGCCGAGGAGCGUAAAGGACUACAUUACUGAAUACAAGAUGACCGCCCUCGGCUUCUUUAGAUACCAUGUGUAUGGUGAUAAGGAGGAUGACCUCCAACUCUGGCCGAGGAUGACCACCACCUUUGAAGAGGCCGACGGCCCGGACUUGGGCAUUCCUGCUGAGGCCGAUGAU